UCCGGCGGCGCUCCGGGUGGCUCCCCGCCCCCUCUCCCAUCCGCCUCCUCAGGGCCGUCCGGGCGGGUCGGCGCAUGCGCGCCGAUGGCGGGCCCCGCGCUCCCCACGCCGCGGUACGAGCACGUGGGGCGGUUCGGGGAGGUGUACGCGCCGGCCGAGGACACCUUCCUGCUGCUCGACGCGCUGGAGCGCGACGCGGCGCGCUUGCGGGACGCCGGAAUUGACAUCUGCCUUGAAAUAGGGUCUGGAUCCGGUGUGGUUUCAACAUUUCUAGCUUCCAUUAUUGGAUCCAGUGCACUCUACAUAUGUACAGAUAUCAAUCCGAUGGCAGCUUACUGCACCCUGGAGACAGCUCUGCUCAACAAUGUUCACCUUCAGCCAGUCAUUACUGACUUGGUCAACGGAUUGUCACCAAGAUUAAAUGGGAAGGUUGAUCUACUGCUCUUUAAUCCUCCAUAUGUGGUAACACCCUCUGAAGAGGUGAAAAGCCAUGGAAUAGAGACAUCCUGGGCUGGUGGCAAAAGGGGCAGAGAAGUAAUGGAUCGAGUUUUUCCACUAGUGGCAGACUUGCUUUCACCAAGAGGAUUAUUCUACUUGGUCACAAUUAAAGAAAAUAAUCCAGAUGAAAUUCUGGAAACAAUGAAGAAACACGGCUUAGAAGGCACACGAGCGCUUUCCAGACAAGCAGGACAAGAGAUGCUUACCAUCCUCAAAUUUAGGAAACCUGGAUAACUGUUCUUACUACAUAUACCAGGCGUACAGGAAGUUGAAUACAGACCAUUGAAGCUGUCAAAUCAUUUCUCACACUCUUAAGGUGUAUCCUCACUUCCUGACUACUGCAGUGAAACUGAUCAAGACUGUUUUUAUUCUAGAGGUCAACCAGCUUUUACCUGCUGUCAGAGGUACAGCUGUCCUCUGGCUUUCCACAGGACAGUUGCAGGUGAACUGUGAAAUACCCUACCCCAUCACAUUUUCCACUUCACCACUUUUUCCCUCUGUAAAUAAGAAUUUGUAUAUUUGUCUUUGUUGCUUAUUAAAAGAAUGUACUUGA
Messenger RNA from Cygnus olor (mute swan), 1051 nucleotides. RefSeq names its product N-6 adenine-specific DNA methyltransferase 1 (gene HEMK2). NCBI's taxonomy places the organism in Eukaryota, Metazoa, Chordata, Aves, Anseriformes, Anatidae. The record is from RefSeq and is a predicted model, not a curated record. Gene Ontology annotation, cellular component: eRF1 methyltransferase complex. Gene Ontology annotation, molecular function: protein methyltransferase activity; nucleic acid binding; S-adenosylmethionine-dependent methyltransferase activity. The transcript has 6 exons. Bases 85 to 732 code for a protein of 215 amino acids. Gene Ontology annotation, biological process: methylation.